Messenger RNA from Aspergillus niger, 1560 nucleotides. RefSeq lists its product as uncharacterized. The coding region runs from base 1 to 1560 and encodes 519 amino acids. The transcript has 4 exons. Gene Ontology annotation, molecular function: protein binding. The record is from RefSeq and is a predicted model, not a curated record. Lineage: Eukaryota; Fungi; Ascomycota; Eurotiomycetes; Eurotiales; Aspergillaceae.
AUGCUGCUGCUGGACCUACCGGGUGAGCUCUUACUUUGUGUCAUGGACCAUCUGGAGCGGGCCAAGGACAUCCAUUCUCUGUGUCUCACCAAUUCGCAUGUAUAUCGACAGCUGUUACCGGCGCUCUAUCGCUUCAACAUACGAUUCCAAAACAGCUCGGCGCUGCACUGGGCAGCGCGUUAUGGUAAGCUGGAACUUAUCCAGACGAUGUGUGUUUACCGGGCCCGCGUCAAUGUGUAUCUCCAUGGCUACACACCUCUUCAUUUUGCCGCAAUGUUCGGACAGGCACCCGUUGUGAGAUGGCUGCUCUCGUACGACGGCAUCGAUGUCAACUGCCGCGGCGAGGGUCUGGGCUUGACCCCGCUUGGUGUGGCGGUGCGGAAGAAGGAUGUAGAGGUUGUUCAGGUGUUGCUUUCAGACGCCCACAUCAAGCUAAACGGCCGGAACGACGACGGGUUCACAGCUCUGCAUGAAGCCACAACCCGCGGGUACCUGUCCGUUGCCAAGCUGCUCCUCGCUGCGCCAGGGGUGGAUGCAAAUGUGGGAGAUACAUGCGGGCAGACCGCACUCUGGUGGGCGACGAAGCGCUCUGACGAGAUUCUGACAAAGCGACUGCUAUGCGAAGACGACCUCGAUCUUAAUGUUGUAGGCCGGGAUGGAUCAACAUCCCUUCAUCAUGCGGUCCAGUACCGGAACCGAACCAUAGCACGGCUACUUCUCUGCGAGGAGAGACUGGAUAUCAAUGUACCGGACAUGACCGGUUGGACUCCACUUGUGUGGGCCGUGCAUCAAGCGGACAUUGACAUGGUCAGACUGUUGCUUGCGAGAGACGAUCUGCAGCUGGAUCCAAUCUUCGCCGGAAACGCAUCGGCACUGGGCCUGGCAGCGGAACGAGGCCACACCAAGAUUGUGAACUUAUUCCUCGAGCACCGGGAUCGCUUGGACAUUAAUCUCCCAACCCAGGUAGGCGAGACCCCACUAUGCCGGGCCGCAGCAGCCGGGCAUCAUGAUGUCGUCGAUCUCCUCCUUCAAGAUCCUCAGCUGGAUGUCAACCGGGCGGACCUCAUUGGACGCAGUCCGCUGUGCUGGGCGGUGUAUGCGGGACAUUUAAACGUUCCAGAGCACAAUCACUUAGAUGCAAUACUCAGAGCAUGCGUAGAGCCGGCGUGCAGAACUCUAUCUCGAAGUACAGGUACGGCUUUGCCGCUCUCAGUGAAUAGUCCCAGAACGGACCGCAGCCAUAAUAUAUGCUGUACUGGUAGUAAUCCUACACAUCAAUCAACUGAGCCUAGGGGAGGCAAAUGGUUGAUUGACAAACCGUCAAGUGAGCGUCAGGUGACCGGUCACGUAGGACGCUCACUCAUGCUACUCAUCAUGUCUGAGCAACCGUGGCUAGGUAGAAUCGGUACGAGGAGUAAGUCUUCGCUCCGUGCUUUCUGCACUAUCACAUUCAGUGCGUCGCAACACAGCUGCUUGCCCUCGCUAAUGCAGACGUCAUGUGACUGUGUGAGAUGCUGUAUGAUUCCUGAGGCUCCUGUAUUCCCUUCAAAAGUUGACUAG